Messenger RNA from Polistes canadensis, 967 nucleotides. It is a transcript of the gene PrBP, whose product is annotated as retinal rod rhodopsin-sensitive cGMP 3',5'-cyclic phosphodiesterase subunit delta. The transcript is spliced from 4 exons. Bases 106 to 549 code for a protein of 147 amino acids. NCBI's taxonomy places the organism in Eukaryota, Metazoa, Arthropoda, Insecta, Hymenoptera, Vespidae. Gene Ontology annotation, biological process: sensory perception of light stimulus. Gene Ontology annotation, cellular component: cytoplasm. The record is from RefSeq and is a predicted model, not a curated record.
AUCAUUGCUAUGUUUACUAUUUUCAAGUAAGAUGAAAGUUUGAACUUUUUGUAUUGUUCAUCUGUAUAUAUACUGUAAUUAUUCUAUAAUCGUAUAUAUCUAAAUAUGCCAUCGAGAGGUGAAGAUAUACUCAAAGGUUUUCAAGUUAAUUGGAUGAAUUUAAGGGAUGCCGAUAGUGGAAAGAUGUUGUGGCAAGGCAAUGAAGAUUUAUCUAUUCCUGACGUUGAACAUGAAGCACGAGUACCAAAAAAGAUUUUAAAAUGUCGUGCAGUAUCUAGAGAAAUUAAUUUCAGUUCUGCAGAACCAAUGGAAAGGUUUAGAUUAGAACAAAAAGUACUCUUCAAGGGCCGUUGUUUGGAGGAAUGGUUUUUUGAAUUUGGUUUUGUUAUUCCAAAUAGUACAAAUACAUGGCAGAGUUUGAUUCAAGCGGCUCCAGAAAGUCAAAUGAUGCCAGCUAAUGUAUUAAAUGGCAAUGUGGUAAUAGAAACAAAAUUUUUCGACGAUGACUUAUUAGUAUCAACUAGUCGUGUUCGACUGUUCUAUGUAUAAGAUGCUUGAUAUUUGGUCCAUAUUGGGAUCUGGGACCAAUCGUAUUAACAAUUUCAUCACACUUUUGCAAUAUGAUACAGGGUUCUUACUCUCUACAAUUCUAUCUUCAGAUGCACCUCCAAAGAUGAAAAUGAAUCAUAAAAAAUUUAUUCACAAUUUUAUAUCUAAUUCUGCAAUGCUAUGUGCACCAUUUUAUUUGUUACGUGCAUCAUGGUACAUUUUCUCUUGAAAAUAAGUUUUACUAUAUAAGAAAAAAUUUUGAUAAUUAAAUUACUUAAUGAUAUUCUAUUAUAAUUCUAAUAUAUACUAAGCACAGACACUGAAGUUUCACUCUUAAAGUAUUAUUAUAUUACAAACUUUGUGUAUAUAUUGGAAUACACUAAAAGAAAGACGAAUAAAUGUCGUAAGUAAUAAAAAU